This is a messenger RNA of Patella vulgata (common limpet), 3827 nucleotides long. RefSeq lists its product as uncharacterized. Gene Ontology annotation, cellular component: chromatin; nucleus. Lineage: Eukaryota; Metazoa; Mollusca; Gastropoda; Patellidae. The coding region runs from base 115 to 2613 and encodes 832 amino acids. Gene Ontology annotation, molecular function: protein-lysine-acetyltransferase activity. The record is from RefSeq and is a predicted model, not a curated record. The transcript has 10 exons. Gene Ontology annotation, biological process: mitotic sister chromatid cohesion.
AGCCAAUAGAAAAGCCAUAUUUUGUUAUGGCGCCAAUGAGAAAUACUUAGCGGUAAUUUUGUAGUAUUUAUUGGUUGUAAUAAAUGGUAAAUUGGUUAAAAGAAAGAGUUCAGUAUGGCUACUGACAGUAUGGGUGGCAAUUCUAGUUGUAAUUUGUCAAGAAAAAGAAGAUGGCUUUCAUCACAAGAUGAAGGAAAGAAAAGAUUAAAUGGAGAGCUGUCUCCAAGAAAGAGAAGGAGAAUGAAAUCAGUUGAAUCUCCAAAUUCAUCUCCACUAAAGAGUCCAUUUGUCUCAGACUCUGAUGAAGCACCUACAUUUAGAACUAAGUCAUUUUAUCGAUCCAAGGGAAAUUCAAAGUUUGCUGCCAUUACUUCUUCCACAAAAGAAAAUCGGCCAUCACCUCUUAAGAAAUUAACACCUCGGAGAACCAGUAGUCGAAUUCAGUCUUUGACAUUGUCAGAGAGUGAGUCAGAUCAUACAGUUUCAGUAAAGACUGCACCAAUUAAGAAAGACAACUUCCGAUCUAAUAGGUUAAAGAGCAUGACAAGUUCUGAUAGUGAAUCUGAGCCCAACUUCGUCAAGGUAUUGCGAUCAAGGUCCAAUAAAAUUACUGAAUGCUCAACUGAGUAUGAUUUCCCCAGUGUUAUUCCCAUUAUUAAAGAUUUGACUAUUUCAGAAAAACGUAAGGCAUACAGUGAAAGUAAAAUAAAUCCAAGAACAAACAGAAAGACAAUAACUCACACACCACCCUUAAAAAAGAAUUCAGGAAAGAAAUUCUUUAGUGCUAAAUGUCCUUUAAAUUCCAAGUCGGUUGGAAGUGCUAGUGUUAUCGUUAGAAAAGGCUUUGAUUUAAAAUUUGUUCCAAGACGUAUUAGUGACCAAUUCUUAAAUGCCAAGUCCAAGAACAAAACUCCCAAAUUGUUGAAUAAAUCCAAAACUUUGAAACAAAAAGAGGCCAGGGCAUUUGUGAGAAAGUUUAGUUCUAAAAAUAUUGACGAAUGUCAUAGUGCUACAGCUACAUGUAUUUCAAAUAAAAAUUUGGAUCAGACUGAAAUUUGUAUGAAUUCAAAUCCAUCUCCAAAAUCGAUAUCAUGUAUUUCUAGUGAUUUAAAAACAACUGUUACAUCAGAAGAAACAACUGAAAUGGUUUCACAAGACUCUGCUGUCGUAAUAAGCAUCUCUAAUGAAUCCUAUGCUGAUUCUGUUGGAUAUUUACCACCUCUCAAGUCACCAGCUAAACCAGAACAGCCUUUUUCCGGUUCCCAGGAUUUAUUUUCUGAUGCUGUGUCAGAUAUUUCAAUGGCCAGUUCAUAUGCUUCUGGACCCUGCGAACGAAAACUUCGAUCUGGGAUCACAUACAGUCCAUCUCAAAAACAAAAUCAGUCCGAUGUUUUGAACAGUCCAUCUCGAAAAAAGUUUCAGUUAGAUAUUUUAGACAGCCCCUCUCGUAGAAGUCUUCGAUUAGAUGCUAUGAUGAAUAGCCCAAGUGCACAAGGGUUAAGAUCAGACACUUUAGAAAGUCCAUUGAAGAGAAAAGUGUUAACCCCAUCUAAUAAAUUGUUAAAUAGUCCUUGGAAAAGUAUUUUAACUUCUGAAUCAAUUUUGAAUAGCCCUGAUAAGAGAGUAUUGAGAUCCGAAAGUCCCUUACGGAAAAAGUUUGCUGAAAACUGCCCACCGGUCAGUCCAGUGAAACAAAUGGGGUGUAAUGUGUCCAGCACUAGUCUUAGUUUGCCAGUCAAAUCGAUGUUUUCAGAUAAACCAUUAUUCUCCAUAUUUGGAACUCCUGAUCAGAGAAAAUCAUUAAAAAAUAUGGUUCCUAAAAGCCCUUCUGUUAAAAGUAUAUCACCAGGUUUGACACCAAAGUUGUCUCCUAAAUUAAAAAAAUUAAUCAAAGACAAGGAUGGUAAAAAUGUUGAACAGUUGAUUUUGGAUGCUGGACAGAAGAAGUUUGGUGCUACAGUUUGUGAUGUUUGUGGUAUGGUGUAUACACAUGCUGAUCCUGUAGAUGAAACAACACAUGCCAAGUUUCAUAUUAGUUUAAUUAAUACACUCAAAUUUACCGGUUGGAAGAAAGAAAGAAUUGUUCAAGAAUAUCCAUUAGAUGGAAGUCGAAUUAUUAUGGUUUUAAGUGAUGAUCCAAAAUAUUCUACUAAAAAAGUUGCUGAUAUCAAUAAGAUAAUGGGACAAGAAUUGGGUUUUCCUGAACAGGCUAUGUCUUUUCAUUCCAAUUACAAGGCAUUUCUUUAUAUAUCGGAGGAGAAGACAAUAGAGGGAUGUUGUAUUGCUGAAAGUAUAAAUGAGGGUUUUCGUGUGAUACCUGAACAGAUUUCAUCUGUACCUGUACCAAAUGAAUGUCAUCAACAGCGACCAUGGUACUGUGAAACAAAAGCAGAGAAAGCCGAUAUUGGUAUCAGCAGAAUAUGGGUUUACAAAUUAGCCAGACAAAAAGGUAUCGGUUCCAGACUGUUAGAUAGUGUAAGAUCAUGUUUUCAUUAUGGUGGAGUUAUAGACAGAAAACAAAUUGCUUUCUCAGACCCCACUCCAGAUGGAAAGAAAUUUGCUACCAAGUAUACAGGCUCACCAGCUUUUCUAGUCUAUAAAUAUACUCGAUAGUGUCUUCAUAUUCUUUUUAGGACUAAUGUAUAUCUAAGAGUAUUUAGCUGUGUUAAUGUUUAUUAAUUAUCUGUAAUAUUUGUAAUCGAGACAUGCUUUCCAAAUUUGUAUACAUAUAUUGUCAUCACCGGUGUCUCUCUGUCCUCCCAUAGACCACAGUUCUUUUCGGAUUAUGUAAAAUGAGGCAUAACAGGUACCUCUAUCGAAAAUUCUGAUUGUUUUGAGUAUUUACCCUACCUAUACAUUCCCGAUUAUCCACCGUCCUUUACUUUCAUAUUCAUUAUGUACAUGUAGUGCUGAACAGAUGAUUUUUAAAACUCCUUGAGAAUGCACAUUGUUGCAUGAGAAAAAAUUCUAUUAAAUUUUGAUAUGUUUGGUUUGUAAAUAUGAAACACCUUCUGCUGAGUUAUCUUUCAGUUCACAUUUCGACAGUUAAUUCUUGUUAUUUAUGUGAUAAAAGAUAAAUUGCUCAAUGGAAUUAUGCAAAGAUAUUUUUCAGAGUUAUCCCCCAUUUUCCAAAAACCUUGUUAACCUGACAGAGACUUUAUUUUUUAAUGGAUUUUUUCGAAUUUGGUUUGAAGAUUUAGGGUCAUGUCGGAGGAUGAACCCUAUCAAUUUUCAGUCAUCUAAGAUUUUCUGUUAAAGAAAUAUAUUAUUUGGAAAAGCUUGUGAACAGGAUAUAGAUUUCAUUUAAGUUUUCCUUUUGCAUAACUUGUCCAACCUUGUGGGUUUUCUCCGGGUCCUUCGGUUUUCUCCCACUGCUAAAAACCCCUAAGUGCUAGCUAAUUAUUGAAAUAAAAUUAAACCAUGUGUUAUUCCCGAAAUGACCUAGUUUGUCGAGUGGAUGUUAAACCCCAUUUCUCUCUCUUUUGAAUAAUCUGCUGUUGCGAAAUAGCUGCUGUGUGGGCAUUUAUCCACACUUUAAGUGACUAUCUUUUUAAAGUAGCUCUAUGGUUUUCAUUGUUGUCCUAAAAAAAAAAAUCAAAUAAAAAUGUAAUUGACAACUGAUUUUAAUCAUAUUGCUAUUAACCCUUUAACAUUUGGUACAUUUAUAUAUUGCUAUUAACCAUGUUUGUUGAAAAUUAUUAUUAUUGUAUAUAUUUUUUAAGAACUUUCACAGUGUUUAUAAGCUAUUAAUAUAUAUAAUUGUUAUUGGAAUAUAUAUAUACAAUGAAUACCUGUGUUGUAAUAUAUAAUUAUAAUUGUUAUUGGAA